AUGACCUCGUCACCUACCCAGGUGAAGGUCGUCUUCACAACCAACGAGGCAGACCUUCAACUGCCCGAGUCGAAGCAGCAGCUUCUUGUCCCCUCAGAUAUCAAGCGAUAUGGCCUCUCGCGAAUCCUCAACUCCGAGUCCAUGCUCGACACCUCGUCGCCGGUUCCCCUCGACUUCCUCGCCAACGGCACCUUCCUGCGAACGAGCAUCGAAGAGUACCUGUCCGUCAACGGGCUCUCGUCCGAAACGACGCUCACGCUGCAGUACGUGCGCAGUCUGCUACCGCCCGUCUACGAAGCGAGUUUCCAACACGACGAUUGGGUGAGCGGUGUCGAUGUCCUGUCCUUGACCUCACCAGCCGGCCGUCUUGCCGAGGGAGGAAACGUUUCCGACAGAGCCGCCACCGCGUCCUACGACGGCCUCGUCCGAGUCUGGACUCCUUCCGGCCAUGUGGUCGCGACCUCGUCCUCCGGCAGGGCCGGCGGCCACACCCAGCGCGUCAACGCCGUCCGCUGGGUGUCCCCAACACAGCUCGUGUCGGCCGGCCUCGACAGGAAGGUCGUCGUCUGGGACUACGACGAGGCCGCCGACGGCUCCUCGGCCACGCUGAAGCCCAACAUGGAGCUCUGGGGUCACGAGAAGCAAAUCAACAGCGUCGCCGUCAACGGCUCCACGAGACGCGUCCUCACCGCCUCGUCGGACGGCUCCGUCGGCUUGUGGACUUCCUCCAAGCGGACCGCACCCCAGGCCGAUCCCGAGAGCCUCCCCUCCGCCCACGGCGCCAAGCGAGCCAAGCUGUCGGCCGCCGCCGGCUCCACGGCCCAGCGCGGUCCUCUGGCCAUGAUGCCGCUGCACAGCGAGCCCGUGACGGCGGCCAUCUUCCACCCCAACGACGCGACCGUCGCGUACACGGCCUCGCAAGACCACACAUUCAAGACGAUUGACUUGACGACACAGAGGGAAGUGUCGAGAUUGACGACGAUGCAUCCCAUCAUGUGCGCCGCCGCGCUGCCCAACUCUCUCGUGGCGGCCGGCACCUCGGCUCGGCACAUCACCCUCCUCGACCCCCGAGAGUCGGCCGCGGCGACGGCAGCCAUGACCCUUCGUGGCCACGUCAACAUGGUCGUUUCGCUCGCGGCCUCGCCCGAAAACGAAUACUCGCUCGUGUCCGGGUCGCACGACAGCACGUGCCGCGUGUGGGAUCUGCGCAGCGUGCGCCCGGGCACGACGCAGGAGGGUGGCGGCUCCGUCAGCGAGCCCGUAUACAGCAUCGGCAGAGAGUGGUACAAGGGCAAGAAGCUUCCCCCGGCGGGCGACGGUGCCAAGGUGUUGAGCGUCGUCUGGGAUGAAACGUGGGGGAUUGUCAGUGGCGGCGAGGACAAAAAGGUUCAGAUCAACAGGGGGCGCGGCCUCCUAGCUACGUAA
This is a messenger RNA of Drechmeria coniospora, 1425 nucleotides long. RefSeq names its product Ribosome biogenesis protein YTM1. The record is from RefSeq and is a predicted model, not a curated record. Gene Ontology annotation, molecular function: protein binding. Gene Ontology annotation, biological process: ribosome biogenesis. The transcript has 2 exons. Gene Ontology annotation, cellular component: preribosome, large subunit precursor. NCBI's taxonomy places the organism in Eukaryota, Fungi, Ascomycota, Sordariomycetes, Hypocreales, Ophiocordycipitaceae. Bases 1 to 1425 code for a protein of 474 amino acids.